Messenger RNA from Gymnodraco acuticeps, 522 nucleotides. It is a transcript of the gene rps28, whose product is annotated as ribosomal protein S28. The transcript is spliced from 4 exons. The coding region runs from base 177 to 386 and encodes 69 amino acids. Gene Ontology annotation, biological process: translation; ribosomal small subunit assembly; maturation of SSU-rRNA. The record is from RefSeq and is a predicted model, not a curated record. NCBI's taxonomy places the organism in Eukaryota, Metazoa, Chordata, Actinopteri, Perciformes, Bathydraconidae. Gene Ontology annotation, molecular function: structural constituent of ribosome. Gene Ontology annotation, cellular component: ribosome; cytosolic small ribosomal subunit.
UCAAUUAUUUUAAAUAAUAUUGCGUGUUAUUUAUACAUUUAUUUUUGAUAUAUGAUUGUUUUAAUUUGAUAACAUUUUUAACAAAAUUGGGACGUAAAAAAAACAAACAAGAAUUACAUUUACUAUAUAUCACUGCCGCGCACCACGUGACUUCCUUUCCGGUCUAACCUGACAACAUGGACGCCAGCCGCGUGCAGCCGAUCAAGCUCGCCAGAGUCACCAAGGUGCUCGGAAGAACUGGUUCCCAGGGACAAUGUACACAGGUCCGUGUUGAGUUCAUGGACGACAGCAACCGCUCCAUCAUCAGGAACGUGAAGGGCCCCGUCAGAGAGGGAGAUGUGCUGACACUUCUGGAGUCUGAAAGAGAAGCCAGGAGGCUGCGAUAGUGCCCCUGAGCUGUGAGAUGCGAGACCAAUGCAGUGAGGAAUCACUCGAUAUCACUUGUUCAGAUGCUAUGGAAUAAAUGUGGUCUUAUUUGACACUUGUUCAGAUGCUAUGAAAUAAAUUUGGUUAUUAAGAUCA